Messenger RNA from Melanotaenia boesemani (Boeseman's rainbowfish), 5441 nucleotides. RefSeq names its product EBF transcription factor 1a (gene ebf1a). The coding region runs from base 717 to 2516 and encodes 599 amino acids. The transcript has 17 exons. Gene Ontology annotation, molecular function: DNA-binding transcription factor activity, RNA polymerase II-specific; RNA polymerase II cis-regulatory region sequence-specific DNA binding. NCBI's taxonomy places the organism in Eukaryota, Metazoa, Chordata, Actinopteri, Atheriniformes, Melanotaeniidae. The record is from RefSeq and is a predicted model, not a curated record. Gene Ontology annotation, biological process: regulation of transcription by RNA polymerase II.
GGGCGUUCCUGCUCGCUUUUAAACCACGCCUCCUUCACCUACUAGUUUUCUCCUGUUUGGCAUCUCUGAGAUGGUCCAAAGUGAUUCCUCAGGGAAGAAAAGGAGCGCAAAUCACCCGAGCAGGAGCUGACGUGUAGCGGAGGACUGCCUCUUAAUUGCGCGUAAUCUUCCGUUUGAUUCAUCUGAGCUGGGAGGAAGACUUUGUAAAUAAAGAAACAGUGAAGGAGGGAGAAGCGUGUUUCAUCUUCUCGGCUUUUUCUUCUAGCUGCGGACUGUUUGUUGCAAAAACGACUGACACUUUGCUUGUGUUUUCUCAGCUGCACCUUGAUCCGGGGGACUGUCGCCAACUCAGCGCAGCCUCCCAUCCAGCGCUCCCCCCUUUCAUCGCUCUCACGUUGUUCUGUCUUCAUAGCUGCUGCUGCUUCCUUCUUGUUCUUGCGGAGUCGCUGACAUGAGGUGCAGCUAACCUUGGAUGCUGACAGCUCCCCUUUUUUCCCUUCCACAUGUCGCUUUUGUUUACUUUGAGAAGCACGCGCGCGCCUAAACACCUAGUGAAAUAGACCACGCCACUUUGCUCCUGUGACGGUUCGAUCAAACAGAAGCAAGAGGAGGGGAGGCAGUGGAGAGGGGUGGAAAGGAGGGAACCAAGGAGAGGAGGAUAGAGACAGAGGGGAGAGAGUGGGAGAGAGAUAGAGACAUUGUGAAGGUGCGUUUUGAUGUUUGGCAUCCACGAGAGCAUCCAGAGGAGUGGGAGUAGUAUGAAAGAGGAGCCCAUGGUGGCCGGGAUGAACGCGGUUCGGACAUGGAUGCAGGGCGCCGGAGUGAUGGACGCCAACACAGCCGCCCAGAGCGGAGUGGGUCUCGCUCGGGCACACUUCGAGAAACAGCCGCCAUCCAACCUCCGCAAGUCCAACUUCUUCCACUUCGUCUUGGCUUUAUACGACAGACAGGGUCAGCCGGUGGAAAUAGAGAGAACCACCUUUGUUGACUUCGUGGAGAAAGAAAAGGAAACGACAGGGGAAAAGACCAACAAUGGGAUCCAUUAUAGACUCCAGCUCCUCUACAGUAACGGGAUCCGGACAGAGCAGGACUUGUAUGUUCGGCUCAUUGACUCCAUGACUAAACAGGCAAUUGUUUAUGAGGGCCAGGAUAAAAAUCCAGAGAUGUGUCGGGUCCUGUUGACCCAUGAGAUCAUGUGCAGUCGAUGCUGUGAUAAGAAGAGCUGCGGCAACAGGAACGAGACCCCAUCAGACCCCGUCAUCAUCGACAGGUUCUUCCUCAAGUUCUUCCUGAAGUGUAACCAGAACUGCCUGAAGAAUGCAGGGAACCCUCGAGACAUGAGGCGUUUUCAGGUGGUAGUGUCGACUACAGUAAGCGUGGAGGGACAUGUCCUGGCCGUGUCCGACAACAUGUUUGUGCACAACAACUCUAAACAUGGCCGUCGAGCUCGAAGAUUGGACCCGUCGGAAGGGACGCCCUCCUACCUGGAACAUGCAACCCCCAGCAUCAAAGCCAUCAGCCCCAGUGAAGGCUGGACCACAGGGGGCGCAACAGUCAUCAUCAUUGGGGACAACUUCUUUGAUGGCCUUCAAGUCAUUUUCGGAACCAUGUUAGUGUGGAGUGAGUUGAUCACCCCUCAUGCCAUCCGUGUGCAGACCCCGCCCAGACACAUCCCUGGGGUGGUUGAAGUCACGCUGUCCUACAAAUCUAAACAGUUCUGCAAAGGCACACCUGGACGUUUCAUCUACACAGCACUGAACGAACCAACCAUAGACUACGGCUUCCAGAGAUUACAGAAGGUCAUCCCCAGACACCCCGGAGACCAAGAGAGAUUACCGAAGGAGGUGAUUUUAAAGAGAGCAGCAGACCUGGUAGAGGCCUUGUACGGGAUGCCUCACAAUAACCAGGAGAUGAUUCUAAAACGAGCAGCAGAUAUCGCAGAGGCCCUCUACACAACAGUGCCAAGAGGGCACAACCAGCUAGCCAGUCUCGGCAGCAGCUCAGUCCACGCUGGUAUGAUGGCUGUAAACUCCUUCACUGGAUCAGAGGUGGCGCAAACAGCCAAUCAGGGUUUCAGUAGGAGUACAAGCAGUGUGUCCCCUCAUGGUUAUGUCCCCAGCUCCACCCCACAGCAGAGUAGCUACAGCUCUGUCUCCACUAGCAUGAAUGGCUAUGCUAACUCUGGCAUGGCAACCCUGGGCACCUCGCCCAACUUCCUCAAUGGAUCUGCAGGCAACUCGCCCUAUGCUAUUGUCCCGUCCAGUCCGACCAUGGCGUCGUCGACCAGCUUGCCCUCCAACUGCAGCAGCUCCUCAGGCAUAUUCUCAUUCUCUCCAGCCAACAUGGUGUCCGCCGCUGUCAAGCAGAAGAGCGCCUUUGCCCCCGUUGUCCGACCCCAGAACUCCCCUCCUCCCACAUGCACCAGCGCUAACGCUAACAGUCUGCAAGAUCAGUCUUUUGUGGACUCUAGCAAGUACUCAUCAGCCAGCUCUCUGCAGGGUCUGGCCUUCUCCUGAACAGCGAUCCCCGGGAUGAUCGUUCCACCCAUGUAGAGGAUCGAGGAUAGCUGGAGAUUUGGGAAUGUUAAGACGAAAAAUACACAGUAAAGGAGUCUGGCGAGUCUCUGUUAUGCUCCGAAGCUGUACUGAAGGAAGUCAAGAUAAGGCACAGGACUCUGUUAAACUCAGGCCUUUCCAGUGGGAUUUCAUCUGGAGGGAUAUGGGAGAAUCGGACAGUUUGAACCUUUGUGAUGUUAGUUCCCUCUUGGUUGAAUUAGUGUAGCUUCUCUGACGUCGCGUUGGAUGGAGUGUAUAGAGACUGAUCGUUUGCCCACAGUGUGACACUGACCUCAUGAGAAGAGCAUUUAUUUAUCUUUAUGUUUAUGCCUGUAAGGUUUAAUUACUGGAGGCCCCCCACGCCGUCUUGCAACCGUGACUCACACAAACAGCAGUGAAGUGUCGGUUUGAACAUGAAGUUUAAAUAACUUCCCUCCUUAACAUAACCGGUUCACUAAAAUAAAACCAUAUAACAGCACACUGGCCAGACAUCUUAGGUCAACAACACAAAAAUGUGAAGAAAAGAACUAAAACAACCCUCAAUCUUUGCUGCUAAUAAUCCCAUAGAUCUAAAACCAAUCCCUUAAAAAUCACCCUGUACUCUUUCAGCAUCAGAAACCAUGCAUUUCUUUUCUUUGUUUUAAUCAUUGGGUUUCUUUGUUUGAAUUUGAACAAAACUGUGAGGAUUGAGCUGCUUGCAAUAUUAUUUUCUGCUUGUCAUGUGAAGGAAAAAAGAAUAGCCAAAAUUGACUUUUUUGUCUGAAAUUUUAGUGAAGACUUGAAAAGCCAGAGGAUGUGUGCGUCCAGCCAGCACUGUUACUGAAGGAGCCUAGCAAAUAUCAAAUUAGAGUAAAAUGCGUGAUAUAUGUGAUAUAUUUUUGUAUAUAAAAAAUGUUGAUUUUUCAUUUGACAUCUCUUUUCUUUAUUCAAUAGCUAUAGUUUGAAAUGUAAACAUUAAACGUCUUAAGGCAGCUUCUCAGUACAGACGAUAGAUUUACUGUGUGUCAAUAUCUCAUCUGCUAAACAUGAGAAACAUGGAUUUGGAUACAAAAAAGGGGAUUCCUGUAAAAUAUCCUAUAAAUAAUGUAUUUAUCCCUUGUAUUUGUACAUUGACUCUCACCCUUGUUUUGUUGUGUUGUGUACGUUUAAUACAGUAAGUGAACAUAUCUCACGGUGUUUUUUUGUUUUAUGUACUGUUGUCUCUCACUAUUUAAAUGUGACUUUUAAAAUCUUUUUUUCUUUCUAUGUUGUUUGUUUUAUUUGCAUUGGUAUGCCAUGCUUUCAUUUGUUGAUUCAAAACAUACCAUUGUCUAUUUUUGUAUUAUUUGUAAGUUAAUAAAAAAAAAUUUUUUUCUUAUGAAAAUGUUUAUUGUAUGGCAAAAAGUAGCAUCUUAUUCAGAGUAUUUGGUUUGAAGUAGAUUUUUUAAGAGUAUAAACACACAUUAAUAUAUACUGUAAAUCUAUAACUUUUUGUUUGAACCUUUUGAGGCUUUCAGAAUGAUACUGUUCCUGAACUGAUAAUAUGCAUGGGUUCUUCUCUUGAGUGACUCUUUCUUUGUGUGUGUGGAAACCAAGAGAACUAAGAAAAUGCUCUGUUUUUCUUUCUUUGUGUUCCUCUUUUUCACCUCUGUUCUUUCUCUGUUUCUUUCUUGUGUUAUUUAUGCCUGCUUACAUGCUGUAUCUAUAUACUCUUUUUUUUAUCACUGUAAUUUUUACCAGCAGUCUAGAUGCCUUAACAAUGCAAACCCAUUCUUCAUUCAAUCACGUGUACAGUUUUCUACCCUCACCACAAUUGUCUAUUGCCACAGAGGAAUUCAUGAGAACUUGGGGACAAAGCACAAACCCACUCUGUUUGGUGCUGAAGCCAGACUAGAAUACAAAGAGCCAUAAUUCAACAAACACUCACACCCCAAUGUACUAUAAUGCUACAGCAAUGGCAUGCUUUGAAAGGCAGUCAGAGCAGCCUCACUCCACUGUGCUUACAGCACAUUAGUGUUUACAUAAACACUUUUUUUUAGCAAUUAUGUAGCCUUUUUUCAAUUAAUGAAAUAAUUUCAACUACAUGCUGGUAACAUUUUUUAUUAACCACAGGAUCACAAUAGUAUGACAACACAAAGCUGUUUAAAUUGUAGUACAGAGGGGCGCACAGUGAAGACAAACAUUGUCACAGCACAAUUUUAAUCUCGCACAUGGAGUCAUCAGUCUGACUCCAGUAUCUGACAGUCGAUCCCCCCAGUAUUCCUCUCCCUGUAAAAGCUGUUGGACAAUGCAGCUUCAUUACAAGCUAAAUAGGACAAGAAUAUGUCAGGAAGCAUGAAAGGGAAGCUCCCUGGCCCAUCAGCCAUUUCUGUAGUCUUUUCUUUGUGUCUGCCGUGUGUCUUCAAGCUGUUGCUGGACAGAGAAUAGGGCUUUUCUCUCUGCUUUUCUUUUCUAGAGCCUGGUUUUGUUAAGUGGGUAAAAAGGAGCGUUUUAACAGAGGCGCCUGCUGACAGGCAAAUGUUUUUCAGGCACUUGUCUGCCUGAGCCAGUCCGAGCUGGGGCAGGAGGGGCCACAACAUAUCUGUUUCAAAUGAACUACAGAGGUCUGUUGUCAUACAAUGGCAUCUUUGUGAGCAAAGUUCCAUCCUGAAUAUGAAUAUCAGUAAUGGGUGAUAAAGUUUUGUAUUUAGGUAACAAACAAAAACAACAACAAAAGUUGCAAACCAAAUAGCUGGUGUCUAUUUUUUCCUCUGUUUGUCUUUGACUGCAAAUACACUGAACAGCUCUAUGAUAUAAAUGAAUAAAAAAAUUCUACUGUAUAGAUUGUUAUUGUUUUUGAUGAAAAUUGAGCUGUACGAUAACUUUUGGACUCUCACAAUGUUAAUUAAAGUUACCUCUUGUCUGUGA